AUGUCGUGGCAACGUGCUCACGAGAUCGUGCAUAGGACGAGCAGGGCUUCGAGUGCUUUUCAGGAAGCCUCUUUGGAAGCCGUCUCUCCUCAUAACAAGCCGGGGCAUUCAUUGGAUGUGACCGGCGCAGCUUCUGUGCCUGCUAGGGCUGCCCGGGCACUACAAGAGGUGCUGAUGUCGGGUGCGCAGUCAUCGACCAGCAGCGAAGCCAGCAUUGUCUCUCACAAGGAGGAAGUGUUCGAAGCUGUGCGAGCGCACUUUGGAAGGAGCUGGCAGCAAUACUCCAACUCCCUGUCUGAAGGUGCAUUGCGGCUGGUGUCCGAGGAAGAGGCAGCUGGGAAGUCAAGUGCCUUCUUCGUAUUUAGUGAAGAUGGCAGGUAUUGCUUGAAGAGUGUGGCACCAUCAGAGGCCCAAAGCCUCUUGCAAAUCGUGGAGGACUACAAAGACUAUGUUCUCUCACACCAGACGCUGCUCCCGCGCUUCUAUGGGCUCUAUGAGGUCCGCUUGCGCGAUUCGUGGCGUUCGCCACCGGUCUGGCUGAUGGUGCAAGGCAACGUGUUGGGCGGCCGUGCCGCUGUGGUGCAGCGCUUUGAUCUGAAGGGCUCCACGCACGGCCGAAGAGCGUCCAAGAAGGAGUUGGCCAAAGGACGUGGGAGUGUUCUGAAGGAUUUGGAUUUCGUCUCGCACCAGUGCGCUUUGAAGUGUGCCAAGCCAGAAGGGCUGGAGGAAUGGCAAACUUGGAUGGCAUCUCUGGAAAGCGAUGCCAACUGGUUGGCCUCCCAUAACUUGAUCGACUACAGCCUUUUGUUGGGCUUCUCUGCCUGCUCAGUGGAUGAGCUACGGAAGCCUCUCUCUCAUGUGGUACGGCUGCAGGUUCAACGGAGCUCCUUGGGCAACCUUCAGAUUGAGAUUCCGGAGGGGUAUCAACUCUUGGUCUAUGCAGGCAUUGUUGAUUGUUUGAUGCCUUACAAUGCGCUGAAGCGGGUUGAGAACAUCAUUUGCGAUGCUUUGAUUUCAGGCGACAUCUCCUGCCAGCCGCCGCAGAAGUACGCACGGCGCUUCGCAGACUUCGUCACCCGCCUGUCGUGUCCAGAGGAGCUGCGAGAGCUGGUGCUGGAAAGACAGAGGGGCGCAUGGCGUCCCCUGAGCUUCAUGGGAGAGAUGGGGCGAAAGGACUGUGAGAGAUGA
Durusdinium trenchii is the source of this 1188-nucleotide messenger RNA. The record is from the annotation of a GenBank genome assembly. NCBI's taxonomy places the organism in Eukaryota, Dinophyceae, Suessiales, Symbiodiniaceae.